This is a messenger RNA of Pelobates cultripes (western spadefoot toad), 750 nucleotides long. The record is from the annotation of a GenBank genome assembly. Lineage: Eukaryota; Metazoa; Chordata; Amphibia; Anura; Pelobatidae.
AUGGCUCCAGAGGUAGAUCCUGCUCUGUUAUCUAUCACAGGGAGCAGCAUAUCCUCUGAUCCCACAAACCAGACUUUUUUUCGCAAUAUACAGUUCAAAAUUGCUGAUGCUGUGGGCCCACUAUUAAUGAUGCUGGAUAAGGCAGAAAAAGAAGGCAAUGCUCAGAAACCUUCCGCUUCAUCUCUGAUGGCAUCUAAGAUGGCUCUUUUAAAAGCGUCUGGCAGGACAGUACUAAUUAUUGUCCAAUCCUUUAAUUACAUAUCAAACAUCCGCAGAUCCCGCUGGCUCCAUGCAGCAGGUCUGUCCGACCUAGCCCCCAAAUCGCAUGAGUUCCCAAAUUUGGAGGAUUCUAACCUAUUCGGUCCCUCGUUCAUUCAGGAGGUUAAAGGCCGUUACAAGCAAGGAGAUCCUUUUCAGAACUCAAGAAGUCCAUCCCUGGCUAUAAAAAGCCCUUUCAGACAGAGGGUCACCCCUAUAGGUCUGCAGGUCCGUCCCGAGAAGCCUUUCACCAGGCCCAGUACCGCCACUACAGUGGAAGACACAAGCUCCUGGGCGGUGGCAGAGGAACGCGUUCCAGAGGCGGUUCAGCUUCCAAAAGAAAACCCAUGCAUUCAAGUAAGUGUGCCUCCUCAUAUGCCACUAAAUUGGAAGGAUAUUUCCUCAGACAAAUGGGUUCUAAAGAUUUUUCAAAGGGGUUUACAACUCCCUCUUUUAAGGUUCCCAGUCCAGAAAUUUGCACUCCACAGAUAG